UCUAAAGGAUUCUCUUCAGAUGCACGGAAUGUAAGGCUUGGGCUUGCAUCUGAUGGGUUCAACCCAUAUGGGAUAAUGAAUGUGUCAUACUCUUGUUGGCCAGUGAUUCUAAUUCCAUAUAACUUGCCUCCUUGGUUGUGUUUGAAACAACCAUAUUGGUUAAUGUCGAUGAUAAUUCCUGGAAAAAAGUCACCAGGAAAUAACAUCGAUGUAUAUCUAUAGCCUUUGAUAGAUGAACUCAAAGAUCUAUGGUAUGUUGGUGCGGACACAUAUGAUGCCACAACGAAGAAGAACUUCAGAUGCAUGCAGCCCUCAUGUGGACAAUUAAUGAUUUCCCAGCUUAUGCAAUGCUAUCUGGUUGGAGCACAAAAGGAAAACUAGCAUGCCCAUAUUGCCACAUGCACACAGACCAUUUAUGGUUGAAAUAUGGGCGCAAGUACUGUUACAUGGGUCAUCGCCGUUUUCUAAGUCGUGACCACAAGUGGCGUAGAAAUAAGAGUUGCUUCAAUAACGAGACAGAAAAUAGAGAUGCUCCGGUGCCACUCUCGGGCAAUGACGUGGUACAACAACAUGCAAGUUUUGAGCAGGAAACCUUUGGGAAAACUAGAAAGAGGAAGCGUGAUGAUGAUAAUAAGUGGCAUAAUUGGAGGAACAAGAGUAUAUUUUUUGAUCUCCCUUAUUGGAAGAACUUGCUUAUUAGGCAUAAUUUGGAUGUAAUGCACAUUGAGAAGAACAUCUGUGACAGCUUUUUAGGGACACUGCUUGAUAUGGAUGGUAAAUCAAAGGAUACUCUGAAGGCCCGUCUUGAUUUGCAGCACUUAAAGAUAAGGAAGGAUCUGCAUCCAAAUGUCAGUAAUGGAAAGUAUACUUUAAAUCUAGCUUGCUAUAAUUUGACCAAGGAUGAGAAGAAAAUGCUAUGCAAGUUUUUGCAUGGUGUAAGGAUGCCCGAUGGUUAUGCAUCAAACCUAAAAAGAUGUGUGGACCUCGAAGGUUGUAAGGUGUCUGGGCUCAAAACUCAUGACUGCCAUGUCCUCUUUCAGAAACUUCUUCCCAUUUGGGUACGCAAUAUACUGCCCAAGAAAUUUGUUGUCCCAUUCCUCGAGCUAAGCCUAUUCUUUGCUGCGAUUUAUUCCAAGGAAUUAAAUCCUGAAGAGCUAGCAAAGUUGAGUCGUACAAUUCCAGAAACUCUCUGUCGACUUGAGAUGAUCCUUCCACCCCAGUUUUUUGAUAUCAUGAUGCACCUUCCUAUUCACCUUGCUGAAGAAGCUCGAUUAGGUGGACCUGUUGCUUACCGAUGCAUGUAUCCUGUGGAAAGAUAUUUGCGCACACUUAAAGGAUAUGUGCGGAACAAAGCUCACCCAGAAGGUUCAAUUGCCGAGGGUUACAUAGCUGAAGAGUGUCUAACAUUUUGUAGCCGCUUUUUUGGUAACAUUGAUACCAAGCUUAACCAGCCAGAGCGUCAUGAAGCUGCAGCUAGAGAUGAAGGACCAGCUGGACUUAGUGUAUUUGGCACAAUUGAUCACUCAAAGAAAGGUUUCACAUUUGAAACACUUUCUAAGGCAGAGAUGAAGCAAAUUAGGCACUACAUAAUAACAAACUGCGAGGAAUCCAACUCAUGGACCGAUGAGCAUCUGGAUGAGCUUACAAGGGCUGGUGCUCACAGUGUCCAGAAACGGCACAGAGACGAGUUUGUAGAUUGGUUCGAGAGGCGUGUAAGAACAUAAUACAUAGUAAUUACUUAUGCUCGUGUUAAUAAAAAUAAUUGUGGAUUUUUCUAAUAAUUUGCACGUGUUAAUACAGAUCCAGGCACUUCACAAAGAAGGGAAAGUCAAUGAUCUUUUGUAUGCCCUAUCUAGAGGACCUGACCCUCGAGCUCGUGUUUAUAACCGCACCUUCAUCAAUGGGUUUUUCUUUAGAAAUGAUAGUGUAGAAAGAGAUUUGAAUACCCAAAACAGCGGUGUUGUUGUUAGGGGUGAUGCUCGAUCUGGCAACCUUGAUUGGUUUGGUGUGAUCAAGAAAAUUAUUUGUGUAGAUUUUCCCUCGGAAAAGGAGGUAGUGCUAUUUCAAUGUGACUGGUUUGACGUGCCCUCUGCCAAUAAAAAUCAAAGCACGGGCUACAAGAAGGAUGAUUAUGGCUAUAUCGAUGUAGAUACUACCCGACUUCGAUAUAGGGAUGAUCCCUACAUACUAGGCAUUCAAGCAGAACAAGUGUUCUAUGUGAGAGAUGUCAAGAAGAUAAAUUGGGCUUCUAUUGUUAGAUUGAAGCCACGAGACCUAUAUGCCAUGCCAUCCGUAGGAAAUGAUGACGAUGGAACCGGAGCUGAUGCUGACUUACUUGAUAUUGUAGUUGGAGAUACAAAUGUGCCAGACAUAGACGGGGAUGUCGAAAGUUGGUCUAGAUCUGGCAUGGAAGGUGCCAGUGGUGAUGCUUCAGAUAUUCCGAAGAUACCCGAAGUUGAUCCCGGAUAUGAUGAGCUUCAAUCUGAUAGUGAUAGCUGUGAUGAUGAUGAGACAUAUAUAAAUGAUGGCCAUGUUCCUCAUUUAGUACUCGACGAAUCUGAUGAUGAUGAGUUUUUUGUGUAGAACAUUAGGAUUAAGUUUUCUAUAAUAUAGAGAGGAACAGAUCUGUCCCUGUUGCUUGGUGUUAUAUUAUGUUAAUGUGAUGAGAAAUUUCAAUAUCAUAACUCUGUUUUUACACAUUGCACUGUUUAGACAUGUUGCUAUUUUUACUACCAUCUGUUUCUUAAUUGAUUAUCCCCUUCCUACCU
Messenger RNA from Aegilops tauschii subsp. strangulata, 2768 nucleotides. The record is from RefSeq and is a predicted model, not a curated record. NCBI's taxonomy places the organism in Eukaryota, Viridiplantae, Streptophyta, Magnoliopsida, Poales, Poaceae.